Messenger RNA from Cadophora gregata, 1812 nucleotides. RefSeq lists its product as uncharacterized. Lineage: Eukaryota; Fungi; Ascomycota; Leotiomycetes; Helotiales; Ploettnerulaceae. The record is from RefSeq and is a predicted model, not a curated record. Bases 1 to 1812 code for a protein of 603 amino acids. Gene Ontology annotation, biological process: glucan catabolic process. The transcript is spliced from 2 exons. Gene Ontology annotation, molecular function: beta-glucosidase activity.
AUGGAAUCAUGCCCGUACAAAGAUGCAGGACUUCCUGUCGACCAGCGAGUGGAGGAUUUGCUCAGUCGGAUGACGCUCGCAGAAAAGGCCGGGCAGAUGUUCCAUACGAUUCUGAUGAUGGGGCCAGGUGGUCAUCUUCAAACAGAGCCAAAUCCACUCUUUGAUAUCCUUCCAACGGAAACGCUCCUCGGGAAUAAACAUCUCACACAUUUCAACCUGCUCGGUCCAGUCACUAAUGCUCGAGAUGCGGCAGAAUGGCAUAAUGGCUUGCAACACCGAGCUCUUGCGACAAGACUGGGAAUUCCUGUGACAUUGUCUAGCGAUCCUCGAAAUCACUUCACCGACAAUGUUCUGACUGGCUUCACUGCCGGAGCAUUAUCGCAAUGGCCAGAAACUUUAGGUCUUGCAGCGUUACGAUCGACGAGUCUCGUGGAGCAUUUCGCAAAUGUGGCAAGGGAGGAGUAUCUUGCACUUGGACUUCGCGCAGCUCUACAUCCUCAAAUUGAUCUUGCUACCGAGCCACGAUGGUGUCGAAUUGGAGCAACGUUUGGAGAAGAUGCCGAUCUCUCAAGUGAACUUGUGGCGGCAUAUAUUCGGGGCUUUCAGGGUCCAGAGCUGGGCCCCAAUUCGGUCGCGACUAUCACUAAACACUUUCCUGGAGGAGGUGCUCAGAAGGAUGGCGAGGAUCCGCACUUCUCCUAUGGCCGAGAGCAAGUUUACCCUGGGGAUAAUAUGGACUAUCAUAUCAAACCUUUUCGAGCUGCAAUCGCAGCUGGGGCAACACAGAUCAUGCCUUACUAUGGAAUGCCGGUUGACACAGAGUUUGAGGAAGCUGGGUUCGCAUUCAACAAAGGAAUCAUCACCGGCCUGUUACGUGAGAAACUCGGUUUUACAGGAGUUGUUGUUACAGACUGGGGCCUCAUCACAGAUGCAAAUAUCCUUGGACAGCAUAUGCCAGCCCGUGCUUGGGGUGUAGAGUCCCUAAGCGCCUUGGAGCGUACGAAAAAGAUCGUGGAUGCGGGUUGCGAUCAGUUUGGCGGCGAAUGUUGUCCAGAGCUUGUCAUCAAGGGAGUCGAGGAUGGAUUAAUACCCGAAAGUCGAAUCGAUGCAUCUGUUCGACGAAUACUCGAAGUCAAAUUUCGCCUCGGGUUGUUCGAACAACCUUUCGUCGAUGUCGAGGAUGCAGUGAAUGUAGUUGGGAAAGAGAGCUUCAGAGCAGACGGAUACGAUGCACAAUGCCGAUCUAUCACCUUGUUGACAAAUGUCAAUCAAAUUCUGCCCCUGAAGGUAAGCAAUGCAAUGAAGGUCUACGUUGAAGGACUCGAUCCAGCUCUUGUUAUCGGACGGGGACUGUUACUCGUGAACCAGCCUGCCGAGGCUAACAUUGCCAUCCUGCGCCUCAAAGCUCCACAUGAAGCCCGACCUGGAGCCUACGAAGCCAAAUUUCACCGUGGCUCUCUCGAGUAUCCAUCGCGAGAAAAAGCACGCCAAGCCAGGAUCUACAACAUGGUACCCACGGUUGUCGACGUCUAUUUGGAUCGACCCGCCAUCAUCCCUGAGAUCGCUGCUUCAGCAGCAGCUCUCAUGGUCUCUUAUGGCAGCAGUGGUGCCGCCUUCCUGGACGUUGUCUUCGGGAUUGCGAGUCCUGAAGGCAAGCUGCCUUUUGAUCUUCCGUCGUCGAUGAAAGCUGUCGAGGAGUCACGCUCGGAUAUGCCGUAUGAUACCGCACAUCCAACAUUUCGGUUUGGAGAUGGGCUGUUGUAUGGAGAAAGAGACGACAGACAUUCUCCAGAGCUUCAUUCUCACCUAUAG